This is a messenger RNA of Mesocricetus auratus (golden hamster), 1196 nucleotides long. RefSeq names its product occludin/ELL domain containing 1 (gene Ocel1). The transcript has 5 exons. The record is from RefSeq and is a predicted model, not a curated record. Lineage: Eukaryota; Metazoa; Chordata; Mammalia; Rodentia; Cricetidae. Gene Ontology annotation, biological process: bicellular tight junction assembly. The coding region runs from base 392 to 1126 and encodes 244 amino acids. Gene Ontology annotation, cellular component: cytoplasmic vesicle; bicellular tight junction; apical plasma membrane.
CAGCCCCGCCCCGGCCAGCGGAUCGGCACGCAGUUCCUGCGCAGCCGCGUCCCGGCCUCACAGCCCGGCGCGGGUCCGCGACUCUGGAGCGGUGACGCCGAGGGAGGCCCGGAAGGCCGGCAGGCGGACGGACGGAGCUGGGAACCGGCGGGGCCGGGGCCGCGGCGGUAGGCGCGGGGGUCGCGUGGACCCGCCCGGGGCCCGAGGCGUCAGGAUCCGCUCGCGCCCUUCCGGCUCGGGGCGGGGGCGGGGCCGGGCCGCGGGCAGCCAACCGCGGGCCUUCACGCAAAUGAGGGCGUGGUGACCCUUGGCGCCUCCUCAGCGCCCCCUUCCGGGGUCCGCGGCUAAGGGGCGGAGUCUGGGGUGCGCGGCCAGCCAACGGCGCCCGUGUAUGCAAAUACCUGCAGGCCCCGCCUCCAGGCGCGGCCCGCGCCGCCCUCCGGCCGCCUGCAGACCCAGCGCCCGGGGCGCAGCCCGCAACACUGCUUGCAGCCCGCGCCCCGCCGCCGGGGGGCGCCCGAACGCCGCGGCCCCGCGCAUGCCCACCCGGGAGCGCCCGCAGCCGCACCCGGCCGGCCCCGAGCCCCGGACGCUGGUGUCUCGAGGCCCGGCGUCCGGUGCUCGUGGGCCGCAGUGCCAGCCCGGGCUUGGGGAGCUCCGCACGAGGCCCCGGAAGAUCGUGUUUGCGGAUGAGCUACGCCCCCGGGCCGCCGUGCACACGGAGGAGCCUCCCAAAGCUCUGGGGCCCUGCCCCGCCCCAGUGCCUGACUAUGAGCUUAAGUACCCGCCAGUGAGCAGCGCCAGGGACCGGAGUCGCUAUGCCGCAGUGUUCCGGGACCAGCACGGAGAGCUCUCGGAGCUCCAGCACGACGUGGGGGCCACGCAGGCCAAGCUGCGGCAGCUGGAGGCCCUACUGGUGUCGCUGCCCCCGCCGCGAAGCCGGAAGGAGGCUCUCGUGGCAGCUCGUGUCCGGGAAGAGCUCGAGAAGAAGCGGGCGGAUCCUGGCUUCCUGGAUAAGCAGGCUCGCUGUCACUACCUGAAGGGUAAACUGAGGCACCUCAAGGCCCAGAUCCGAAAAUUCGAUGAGCAAGGGGUCAUCGAUAGUGAGGACUCGGUGUACUUCUGAGUGUCCUGGAGACGUGGUGGCUCCUCCCAAGUCCUGCUGAGAAUCCCAGAGAAUAAACAUGGAUUAGGCA